UCAAAAACAAUAGUGACAUUUUUUAGAGAGUGGUUCUGUUCUGUAUCAGUGUUCCGUAUUCAGAAAAAUAAUAAAUGUUUAUACUCUCCCUUAGGUUCAGUGGCAUAUUUGCACCUCAUUUCCUUCCAAAGGAAUCCAAAGUUACAAGUAGCCUAAAAUAUGAAUUUAGAAAAAGACUUAAAAUUCCAAGGAAAUGACCCUGGAGCUGUACGUUUCGGAAAUUUUAUUAACUAUUACAGUUUCUAUCCGCCUAACGAACGGAUAGAACGUUUGCCAAAAAACAUCUGGAAAACAGAAGAUAUAAUAUACCACUGCUUGGAUGUCGGUUGCAAUACAGGUGAUUUGACUCAAGCUUUCAGUUCUUUCUUAUGCAGAUAUGGAAAUCAAAAUAAAAUUCUAGGAAUAGAUAUAGAUCCAACACUAAUAGAUCGAGCUAAAGAACAAAAUACUACAGAUAUAAAAUUUGUCUGUAUUGAUAUAAUGAGUUCUGAUGGGUACGACUUUAUCCAAACAUAUCUGAAUAAUAUUGGUUUGAAAAAAUUUCAAAUAGUAACAUGUUUCUCAGUAACAAUGUGGAUUCAUUUAAACCAUGGUGAUGCAGGACUGAAAACCUUCCUUGAACGUAUGUCAAAUCUUGCAGAAGUUUUAGUUAUUGAAGCACAACCUUGGAAAUGCUAUAAGAGUGCUGUGAAACGAAUGAAGAAGAGCAAAAAUAAUUUCCAGCAUUUCCAGUUCCUUAAAUAUAGAGAAAAUAUAGUUAAAGAUAUAGAAGAUAUCUUAAUACAACAAUGUAAAAGAAUCAAAAUCACAGAAACUGAAGAUACUAAGUGGGGUAGAAAGACGCUAUUCUUCAGGUGAUAAAAUGGCAUAGUUCUCAUUUGGAAUUGUGAAUAUGCUAACUGCAUAAUUGGAAUUUGCUCUCAAAAUAUACACAAAGAUUGUUUAUUUCCUUCGUAAUAUGAACAAAAUUUCCAAAGUGUUGAGAUAUUUUUAUAAUUUACAGUCCGUUUCUUUACCAUCUCAAAUGUAAAGUUGAGGCUUAAUUAUUAUUAGGAAUAAUAAGUCGUCUAAAAAUUAAUAAAUACUGACUGUAUUGUAUUAUCUAUUGGGACAUAAGUUUCCAUGAAUGCACAUAAUAAAGUUAUAAAAUUUA
Molecule: messenger RNA, 1153 nt
Organism: Harmonia axyridis
Lineage: Eukaryota; Metazoa; Arthropoda; Insecta; Coleoptera; Coccinellidae
Product: probable RNA methyltransferase CG11342
Exons: 2
Coding region: 160-858 (232 amino acids)
Biological process (GO): miRNA metabolic process; negative regulation of pre-miRNA processing
Cellular component (GO): cytoplasm
Molecular function (GO): O-methyltransferase activity; RNA methyltransferase activity
Source: RefSeq, a predicted model, not a curated record